Trichomonas vaginalis G3 is the source of this 987-nucleotide messenger RNA. RefSeq names its product keratin-associated protein family. The record is from RefSeq and is a predicted model, not a curated record. Bases 1 to 987 code for a protein of 328 amino acids. The transcript has a single exon. Lineage: Eukaryota; Parabasalia; Trichomonadida; Trichomonadidae.
AUGAACAAAGUUUUGAAAUCUCAUAAACACAAUAUCUCCGAUAUAAAUGAACUUCAAGCUACAUUAAAUAGUAAAGCUGACAAGAACCAUACACAUGAAUCCUUCACUACUGUUAGAGCAGACGACAUAAUAUUGAACUAUACCCUUGGUUCAAGUGCACCUUUAGAGAAUCCAAGUACAAGCGUAAAAGAUACACUAAACUCCUUAAAUAGUAAAUGUAUGAACAUUGAAGGUCAUGUCAGAAACUUUGAAACACAUGAACUACCAGCAAUGUUAGAUAAGAAAGCUGACAAAGAACAUACACAUAACUCCUUCUCAACUGUUGCUAUAGAAAGUAUUGAAGGAACGGUUGGCGGAACUGGUGGGGAUGCAUUAUAUUAUAAACCUCCUAACUUUCCACAAGGUUUAACAUCGAAUGAAAACAUAACAACGAAGAAAGAAAUUAGCUGUAAAGAUGUUUAUGUCAUGGAUGAUGAAAAUAAUGUUAAAUUCACUGCUCAAGAUUUAUAUGAUAAGAAAGCAGACAAAACAGAGCUUCAAACAUUAAAGACUGAAAUACUUCAAACAUUAUAUCCUAUAGGCUCUAUUUAUACGUCAAUGAACUCAACAAAUCCAGCAAGUGUUUUAGGUUUUGGUACAUGGAAGCAGAUUGUAGACAAAUUCUUAUACUGUGCUAGAUAUUCAAAGCAAACAGGAGGUUCGAAGAAAAUUAAAGAAGCAAACCUUCCACCGCACACUCAUACAGGAACGACAAACUUUUCUGGCGACCAUAGCCACUCAUUAAGAGACCACCCAUUAUACAACUCAGAGUAUGAAGCUGGCCAUGACGUUUUAUCUCCAUCUUAUAACAAUUCAGCAAAAAAGAUUUUUCGACAAACUGAACCAGGAGGAAAUCAUUCACACACUUUCACAACAAAUCCAACAGGCUCGGGUGCAGAUUAUAUGCCACCAUUUGUGACUAUAUUCGCAUGGUACCGCGUUCAAUGA